AUGAAGACAACAUCUUUCUUUCUCCUUGCAACCCUCGUCUCGAGCGGCCUUGCUCUGAGCAUCCCUUUGAGACUGCCAUCGAGUCUCGACAGUCGGGCCGAAACACACAACGCCAUCGCGCCAGAAGACAUACUCAACCCCGUUGUUCGACCACGAGAGUGUGAGGAGCCAGCUGAGCCCGCAGAACCGAGCGAGGCGGAUAGGAAGAAGGGUGCCAAGAGACCAGCGAGGCCUUCGCGACCUACAAAAUGCUGA
Messenger RNA from Colletotrichum tamarilloi, 255 nucleotides. RefSeq lists its product as uncharacterized. Lineage: Eukaryota; Fungi; Ascomycota; Sordariomycetes; Glomerellales; Glomerellaceae. The transcript has a single exon. The record is from RefSeq and is a predicted model, not a curated record. The coding region runs from base 1 to 255 and encodes 84 amino acids.